AUGGAGAAUGAUGGCAAAGAGUCGUAUAAGGAUUGUGAUCAAUCUGAGAAUUUAAGUGUUGAGUAUGAGUGCAGUUCCAAUGAAAGUGAUGAUAUGGUGGAUGUAACUAUAGAUGAAUCAGAGGUAGAUAUAAUUAAUGUUGAUGGUUUUGAAAAGUUGAUAACUGAUUUGACCAUCGAAGACAUAUGGGGACUGGUGUUUGAUACAGAAUCUCAAGUUUGUGAAUUUUAUGCCAAAUAUGCCAAGUGCUAUGGAUUUGUGUCCCGAAAAGACUUGAAGACGGUGGAUGCUAAUGGCAACAUUAAUACAAGACAGUUGGGCGAGAUUCGGUUCAUUCGUCACUAUAGAACGGGUAAAUGGAAAGUCAGUAUCUUUGAGAGUGAACACAAUCAUCUACUGUGUCCACCUAAGUACAGACAUCUUAUUGCCACGAAUCGUGGGCUUGAUGAGGCCGAUAAAACACAAGCAGGCAGCUUGCGAGCAUGUGGUGUUAAAACUUGCCACAUAAUGGGUUACAUGGUUUCCCAAAAAGGUGGAUAUGAUAAAGUGGGUUUUAUCAGCAAAGACUUACAUAACCACAUUAGUAAGACUAGGCAUGGCAAAGUGAAAGACGGUGAUGCAUUUGCUGCGUUGACCUAUCUGUUUUCUAAGGCAGACAGUGACCCGUUAUUUCUAGGAAAGUUCACCUUGAAGGAUGGUAGGUUGGAUAAUUUGGUGUGGGCUGAUGGAGAAAGCGUUGUUGAUUACGAAUGUUUUGGCGAUGUACUGGCUUUUGACACCACUUACAAGAAAAAUGUAUACAACAAGCCCUUAGUCAUAUUUUCAGGGACCAACCACCAUGGCCAGACAACUAUCUUUGGAUGCGCUCUGCUCUCAAAUGAAAGGUCCGAAACUUUCAAGUGGGCACUGAAGGAAUUUUCAGAAAUCAUGUCAGAAAAACUAUCCGGAGGUGUUGUGACAGACGGAGACCGUGCUAUGAGAGAGGCUAUCUUAGAAAUAUUUCCUGGUAUACCACACCGCCUUUGUGCAUGGCAUCUCCAAUGUAAUGCGGUACAGAAUAUAAAAAACAAGCAUUUUUGGGAUGAUUUUAGUGUAUUAUUGUAUGGACAAUUUACCGUACAAAUAUUUGAACAUAGAUGGAACGAGAUCAUAUCCAAAUACGGACUUGCCGAGAAUGAAUGGGUCCAGGGCAUUUAUAAUGACAGAAUGAAGUGGGAUACCGCAUAUUUAAGGGAGCACUUCUUUGGCCACAUAAGAACUACAUCACAGUGUGAGGGAAUUUAUUCAUUAUUGAAGAACUAUGUUGACAGUAAAACCAGUCUCCUUGAAUUCAUGCAUAAAUUUAGUGAAGUACUAAGGCAUUACCGAAACAACCAUCUUACUGCUGACUUUGAAACCUUUUAUAAGUUUCCUGUUUUGACUACGUGCUUGGAAAGUUUUGAGAAACAAGCUGCUGAACUUUAUACUAAAAAUAUUUUCAAACUUGUGAAAGAUGAGAUAGAAGCAGCAGGUGCUUUAAAUGUGACUGAAUGCCCAAACAGUAGAGACAUUGUUGAGCUAUUUGAGACUCGUGGACUACCGUGCUCCCACAUCUUUGGGGUCUUAAAGCAUCGCAAUGCAAAAUGUGUCCCUACAUCUCUUAUCCUGAAAAGAUGGACAAGAGAUGCAAAGAGUGAUUUUAUAUGCUCAAUUGGCGAGCAAGACACCACUGAUGAUAUAGCGCCCACACUUAGACGCGGUGCAAUGGCAUCUAUUUGUUGGAAGCUUUGUGAUAUUUCUUCCAAAAAUUCAGCAGACUAUAGGGAAAUCUCAGGUGAGUUACUUAAGCUAAUUUCGAAGGUGCAAAAUAAAGGUGAUGCACAAGCGAGGCUUUCCCCCACGUCAGCGCUAAUAGGUGAUCCAGCUGCUGUAAAGUCAAAAGGGGCUCCAAGAAAGGUUCCAAAAGGCCACAAGAGGCGAAGAUGUUCACAUUGUAAGUCAGGCAGGCAUUUUGUUAGGACAUGUCCAUUACUCGCCAAGGAGGACUCCCCCACUGAAUACUCAAAUGCUGAAGAUGAACCAAUGACCGAAGAAAUUAGUCUAAGUCAAGAGACAUUAAAAGAUAAGACCAACACAUCAGGAAUAGAAGUGAUCGAAGUUCCAGUUGCAGCCACAACCAAGAUACCAGGAUUGCCACAAUAUCCUAUGCAUCAUUUUCCAGUGGUCCUUCCUUAUCAACCUUAUGGUGGAGUCCUCCCUAUUCCUUUUCAUCCUGUUCCAAAUGGCAUGGCGUACUUCAACCAAUAUCCUUCUACUGCCAGAAUUACAUCAUAUCCUCAGUUUUCGCAUGUCUCGUCGUAUUCUAGUGGACCCAGUGAUAGCAAUACAUGGGCUGGACUUUUGAAUGAUGUCAUCAACAAUAAAAAGCCAUAG
Molecule: messenger RNA, 2412 nt
Organism: Arachis ipaensis
Lineage: Eukaryota; Viridiplantae; Streptophyta; Magnoliopsida; Fabales; Fabaceae
Product: protein FAR1-RELATED SEQUENCE 5-like
Source: RefSeq, a predicted model, not a curated record